This is a messenger RNA of Plodia interpunctella (Indianmeal moth), 2211 nucleotides long. RefSeq lists its product as uncharacterized. The transcript is spliced from 11 exons. Lineage: Eukaryota; Metazoa; Arthropoda; Insecta; Lepidoptera; Pyralidae. Gene Ontology annotation, biological process: lipid catabolic process. The record is from RefSeq and is a predicted model, not a curated record. Bases 231 to 2177 code for a protein of 648 amino acids. Gene Ontology annotation, molecular function: lipase activity.
UUUUUUAACUGUAGGCGUUUUUAACUGUCGUUACAAUAUAUAAGGCAAUUCCACGUAAACACAUGUUUUCAUGUGAUUGAAAAAUAUAAAACAAACCCAAAAUAUAUAAGUAGUUAUUAAAUGCCGACGAUAUCUCGAGUGCAAUCAAAAUAUAAUAAAACUUAUAAAGUUUUUAGUGUUCAGUACGCGAAAGUGGUUGUCAUUGUGAAGAGUUCUUCAGUUUUAUAAUAAUGAAAUAUUUUUGUGCCAUAGCUUUGGUUUCAGCAGUUUGCUCUGCAUAUAUACUUGAAGAACCAUUCGUAAACAAGACUGAGAAAGUUUUCUUUUUCGUCGGUGAUGACGACCAAGAAUUGACCUUGAUCGACUCCGCUGAAGAAGUCGAUGAAGUGUUUGCUGACAACUAUGUAAGGGAUCCAGAUAAUAAUGGUUACUGGCUGUAUACAAGAGGCAAUCCAGUAACUCCACAAAUUUUAAGCUUCAAUAACAAUAGUACAGUUAUAAAUUCCUAUUUUAAGAAGGAUAAGGAUACAGUGAUCUUGGUGCACGGCUGGAGAGGCAAUUGCAACAGUCAGGUCAACACGAUGCUCAGGGAAGCCUUUCUUCAAGCUCUGGAUGUAAACGUUAUAGUAUUUGACUGGAGUGCGCUAGCUGGUCAGAAUUACUUGACGGCCAAGAGAGGAGUACCAGGUGUAGGCCAAUGCUUAGGCCAGUUCAUCAAAUGGCUGGUCACCCUGGGUGCUUCAUAUGAGAGGAUGCAUCUAGUAGGGUUUAGUCUUGGAGGACAUCUGGUAGGCAAUGCUGGGAGAGAUAUCGGUGGUUAUGUAAAGAGAAUAACAGCUUUAGAUCCAGCUGGACCUCUUUGGCUGUUAAAUCCAUACAGACUUAACAAGACAGACGCGCAAUACGUCGAAGUGAUUCAUACUACACUAAUUGUUGGCCAUUUUCCACCUUGUGGCGACGCAGAUUUUUAUCCAAACGGAGGGGUGUUCCAACCUGGUUGCUUUUUGGACUCGUGCUCUCAUAGACGGGCCUAUGAGCUAAUGGCAGCUACUGUGAAGUUUAACCAUCUUAAAGCAAUGGCUUGCAACGACAUGAUAGAACUAGAUUUGAAUAAAUGCUAUGGCAAUAUAGAGUUUAUGGGUAACGCAGAUUUGAUGCCAAAAAGUCCUACUUUAGAUAUGGCUAUGUUAACUUCAUUGACCUUCGCUUUGUUGAUUGGUUUUACUGUUGGUCUCCCAACAGAAAUCUUAACAUUAACGAAACUUAAUUCCACUGCUAUAGAUUCAAUAGGAGCCAGCCAUUUAGUAGAUUUAUGGGAUCGCGUCGAUGAUAUCUUUGAAUCCCUGAGAUUUGAUCCUAGUGUCUCCAAUGUCUACCAUUUGUUCACCAGACAAAAUCCAACAGUUAGUCAACCACUUAUACAAAAUGCUGCAUUGAUUCAGCAAACUAAUUUCAUCAGCAAUAGGAGAACAAUAGUCUUGAUUCACGGCUGGCGAGAGGAUGCUCUCGCUGACUUCAAUACUGUAGUCAUUCCAGCCCUUCUUGCUGCUGAAGACCUCAAUAUCAUAGCUGUUGACUGGAGUGAAGGAGCAGCCAGCAUUAACUAUCGAACAGUAAUCGCCAACACGAUAUCUUCUGGAGCAGCGGUCGCAGAUUUCAUCUCAUGGUUGAAUCAAGCCUCGGGAGCUAAUCUCAGUCAGUACCAUGUCAUAGGCCACGGUUUUGGCGGACACCAGGCUGGGAUUGUAGGAAGAAAUUUACAAGGGGGCGUUGGAUAUAUUACUGGAUUAGACCCUGCUCUCAUCGGCUGGGUGAACAACAUCCAUCGCUUCCAGCCUUCAGAUGCUAUAUACACAGAAGUUAUCCACACAAAUUACGGCGUCAACGGAUAUCUUGGAGAUCUAGCACAAGUGGACUUCUACCCCAAUGGCGGUAUUUCCAUGCCAGGCUGUGACUCCAAUGCUUGCGAUCAUGCUAGGAGCUACUUCUACUUUGCUGAGUCAGUUACUAGUGGAGGCUUCACUGGACGACAGUGCUUGAAUUAUUAUGCUGCUGUGCUCAAUACUUGUAAUACUCUGCCUGGAAGACUUCAGAUGGAAUCCUCCCAUCCCAAGACUGGACGUUCUGGUGUGUAUCUCACGGAGACGAAUGUUCAGCCACCUUUUUCUCAAGAUUGAAACUACAUCAGAUAAAAAGCACAUUACAAUUUUA